Molecule: messenger RNA, 6494 nt
Organism: Gymnodraco acuticeps
Lineage: Eukaryota; Metazoa; Chordata; Actinopteri; Perciformes; Bathydraconidae
Product: polypeptide N-acetylgalactosaminyltransferase 10-like
Exons: 12
Coding region: 141-1958 (605 amino acids)
Cellular component (GO): Golgi apparatus
Source: RefSeq, a predicted model, not a curated record
GGUCGCAGCCGUGCGUGGAGCGUCACAGCGCCGGUGUCUGUCCCCCAGUCAGAGUGAAAGUUGUCUCGGCUUGGAAAAGCUGGGGGUUCGGGGCUUGCUAGUUUCCACCGCCGCUACUUCACAAGCUUUCUCUCGGAGUAAUGAGGCGGAAGGAGAAGAGGCUGCUGCAGUUCGCUGGACUGCUCAUAGCAGCUCUUCUUUUCCUCCCAAACGUCGGGCUGUGGUCUUUGUACCGGGACCGAGUGUUCGACAACUCGCCCGACACAGUGGAAGGUCCGGGCGGCAUCCCCCAGAUACAGGCGGUUAAUCGGGCGGGGAAGGAUGCUCAUGUGAUACGUGAUGGCGUGCAGAGGAUAGACUGGCAUAACUAUGAAGCAAUCAAAAUAGAUUUAUCUCGAUCUGGUAAUGGUGAACAGGGGAGAGCGUUCCCUCUCACGGACGCUGACAGAGUCGACCAGGCCUACAGGGAGAACGGCUUCAACAUUUAUGUCAGCGACCGGAUCUCCCUCAACCGCUCCGUCCCUGACAUCCGCAAUCCAAACUGUAUAAAGAAGCUGUAUGCAGACACGCUGCCCAACACCAGCAUCAUCAUCCCGUUCCAUAACGAAGGCUGGUCGUCGCUGCUGAGGACCGUUCACAGCGUGCUCAACCGCUCUCCUCCACAGCUCAUCGCAGAGAUCAUCCUGGUCGACGACUUCAGCGACAAAGAGCACCUCAAGGAAGCACUAGAAAAGUACAUGGUGCGGUUGCCAAAGGUUCGCAUCCUGAGGACCAAGAAGAGGGAGGGGCUGAUCAGGACUCGCCUGCUGGGAGCCGAAGCUGCUAAAGGAGAAGUCAUCACCUUCCUGGACUCUCACUGUGAGGCCAACGUCAACUGGCUACCUCCAUUGCUGGAUCGAAUCGCAGAUAACAGAAAGACCAUCGUGUGUCCGAUGAUCGACGUGAUCGACCACGACAACUUUGGCUAUGAGACGCAGGCAGGGGACGCCAUGCGAGGGGCGUUUGACUGGGAAAUGUACUAUAAACGGAUACCCAUCCCUAAUGAGCUGCAGAAAAAUGACCCCAGUGAACCCUUUGAGUCACCAGUGAUGGCAGGUGGGCUCUUUGCUGUGGACAGGAAGUGGUUCUGGGAGCUCGGAGGGUACGACACAGGUCUGGAGAUCUGGGGAGGAGAACAGUACGAGAUCUCCUUUAAGGUGUGGAUGUGUGGUGGCCGGAUGGAAGACAUUCCUUGCUCGAGGGUAGGACACAUCUACAGAAAGUACGUCCCCUACAAAGUUCCUGGUGGGGUCAGCCUGGCCAGGAAUCUGAAACGUGUGGCCGAGGUGUGGAUGGACGAGUACGCCGAAUACAUCUACCAGCGCCGGCCUGAGUACCGUCACCUGUCAGCAGGAGACAUGUCGGCCCAGAAGGAACUGAGGAUCCGCCUCAACUGCAUGAACUUCAAGUGGUUCAUGGACAAGGUGGCCUGGGAUCUGCCCAAACACUAUCCACCAGUGGAGCCCCCUGCUGGAGCAUGGGGAGAGGUGCGUAACGUGGGAAGCGACAUGUGUCUGGAGAGUAAACACGUUGUAUCCGGGAGUCCCAUCCGCCUGGAGAGCUGCGUGAAGGGGCGGGGCGACGUCAGCUGGAGCCAUGGACAGGUGUUCACAUUCGGAUGGAGAGAGGACAUCCGGGUGGGCGACCCCAUACACACUAAGAAAGUCUGUUUCGAUGCCGUUUCACACAACAGCCCCGUCACCCUGUACGACUGUCACGGUAUGAAGGGCAACCAGCUGUGGCGCUACAGAAAGGAUAAGAGUCUGUAUCACACGGUCAGUAACAGUUGUAUCGACUGCAGCCCCAACGAGCGGCGAAUCUUCAUGAACACGUGCGACCCCUCCGCCCCCACACAGCAGUGGGUUUUUGAGAAGACCAACUCCACCGUGUUGGAACAAUUCAACCGGGGCGGCAACUGAGGCCCUGCAGCAUCCACGAAAACACUCCUGACGCACACAGACGUUGAUCUGCUGCUGCUGCUGCUGCUGCUGCUGGGAAAAGGGGUUUUACAUUCAUUUGGUUCCCCGUUUACCUGAAGGUGGCAGCUGUUUCUCUUAGGGUCACUCAGACUGAGGCAUGAUGGGAUCCCGUGAGGGAAGUUGUUUAAACACAUCAGUCAGAGGGAAGACUGAGUUGAGCUUUGAUAGAUGGGUGUGUGUUUAAAAGUGAUUUAGUGUGAGAUGUAUUUGCUCUGUCACGGCGUUGCUGUGGUGGUUGGUUUGUCUCACUUCCUGAUUUGGCUGGUGAUUGGUUAUCUCGUCUCCCUUUUUUUCAUUCCCUUUUGUUUUAAAAUGUUCUCUGCCUUUAUCCGUUGCCUUUCUGUUCCCUUGCAUAGUUUUGUAUUCUCAAUUUUCUCUGUCUAUCCACCUUUAUCCGCUGACUCCAUCUCUUUCUCCUUCUGUCUCUUCUGGUCCGCCUCCGCCUGCACGUCCGUCUCUAUCUGCCUGCAUGACUGCACCUUUUCCAUUCUUCCCUCUCAAAUCCCCUUAUGUCUCUCCAGCUCUGACAACCUCCCUGGGGAGGUGAGGAGGUGGCUGCUCCAGCUGAGCCAAAGUCAUCCUGACACCUGGGUGAAGCCAGGCAGAACCACUCUGAAAAUCACCUGGUGAAUUGAUUCUCUUUUACAACCCUCAUCCACCUUCUGUUCCCUCCUUCAUCCUCCCCUCGUGUCCCCUGCUCCCCUCCCCCCCACCAACUCUCUGUGGCCACUGUGGGGCCCGAGCUGCUCUGAAUGUAGCAGGUGGAAAUAGAAAAAGAAAGUAGAACAGCGACCUCUUUAAUGCCCCUCAUGCCUUUUUUUCCCUCUGUUCUGAACUUUGCUGGCUGUAUUUAUUGAUGACUCGUCCGCGGGUUUGUCACUGUGCCACUUCUUCUUUUAUUCUUCGGAUGCGAGCACUAUCCAAUGCCGGGGGUUUGUUCAGGCCAACUCUUGCUGGCUAAGGGAUUGUUUGUUGUGAGGGGGGUGGUGGUGGAUGCUGUCACACCUCUUAGAGUCCCCCCCCCCCCUGCUUCCUGUUCGCCCUUUGCUUUCCCCUGCACGACUCAUGCUGAUCAGUCGCCGGAACGACCCCGUCACAUUCUGCCGAGCGCAGGGUCGCGGCGCAAAAGCAGCGGGUGGGACUGCAAAUGGACGCCUGCCUGGCUGGAUGACUGGCUCUGUGACUGUCAGGCCAGCUGAUUCACAGCAGGGCCGCACGAUUGGCCGGCUGCCGAGCUGACACAUCACUUUAGCGUUCAGGGAAACGAAUAGGAUAAUCACUCUGGAUAGGCUCGCUGAGGUAGCUCUGGGAUUGAGACGAAUGGGGGGUUUAAAAUGCAUUAAGCACUUGUGUAAUGAUAAACUUGAAUGAAAUCUUCGUGCCUUGUUGGAAGAGGAUUAGAUAGGUGUGUGUAUUUUCUGAAAAAGUGUGUGUGUACGUGUGUGUGUGGGCCAAAUAUGUCUACAUCAGCAUAGGAAACAAUUCAAUCUAUUCAGGAUGUGACUUUUCUUGAAAACUAAGAAUCUUUACAUCAAAAAACUUCUCCUGAAUCUCAUUUCAAAUGAAAGAUGAGUUGACCUCGACUCUGGUGCUGGACAUUGAGGGUGCCUCUGGCUUUGUGAGCCUUAUAUGGCUCUCUCAAUGAACACACAUGUAACUUCUGGCUUUGAAUAGAGCUAAAGACACUUAGUUUCCCACCACAUUUUCCUCCUGCCUUGAAACUAUUAGCCCUAAGAAGACCCGUUUAAUCACUACACGAUGCUGUUUUGUUGUUUUCCCACCUGUUCAAUCCAAAGUACUUUUAUGGGAAAGGGAAUUGUUGUUUGCUACAUUUUGUUUUACCCUAUUGUUUUUCUUUCUGUUUUAAUUAAAUGUUAUGUUCUCAUUUAAACCUUUGAUUUAGCUGAUUAGUUUCCUGCUCAACGUGAUUUCCUGGCAUUUCCUUGUAUGUCGCCUGCACCCAUUCUCUAAUCUGGUUUUGUGAAAAAGAACAAUGUACAGUAGGGCUGCACGAUAUCGGAAAAAACUGACAUUGCGAUUUUCCCCCCUGCGAUAUAUAUUGCGAAAUGAAAACAUACAGGAAUUGAAGAAAAGACCGUUUUCUUUCCGCAAACCAUCCUUUCUUGAACUUUAAUGCUAUACGAUUGGUAUUUUUUUAACUAUAUUUAACCGGAUGAAGGAUUUUAGUCACGGACGUCUGGAUCUUAAGUUACAAGCUGAGCUAGCUCGGUUAGCAGCGCCGAACUGCCCUGGAGAAACACAUGAAACUACUUUAUUCAGUGUUUUUCCUUUAAUCACCCGGUCCGUUUGCUUUGGAGAUUUGAUUGUGAUUGGUGGUUUGCUGUGCAUGCAGAGCCUGCAUGUCACUCACUCAAGUACCCCUGACAUGAGAGCCGCGCAAGUUUUCCUUUUGUAGCAAGCAGCAAAAUAAUUGUAACAUGACGUGUUUGAGUUAAUGUGCCUACUUAAUACCACAAGUCCUAAAAAAAAUAUAUAUAUAAUUUUUUUAAAUUUUUUGUUUAAAAAAUCGCACGUCCUGCGAUGUAAAUAUUGCGCAUGUGCAUAUCGCGAUUAUCGUCACGACACGAUAUAUCGUGCAGCCCUAAUGUACAGUAUGCGUCAUUAUCAGGUAUUGUGCUUGAUAAGAUGUCAACAGUCCAAAACAACAGGUCCUAUACUCGACAUACCUUAGAAAAGGUACUUUUAAGUCACAAAUUAGGCUAACUGGGACAGAAUUGUUUGCUAAAAUGACAGGCUUCUGUUCAGGUUAGAACACUUUUAAGAUCACAUAAUAAAAUAUUUAAUAUAGACAAGUAUAUAUAAAUAGUAAAUACAUAUAUUUUAAAGACUAAUUGUAGACUUGGCCAACAAUUGACACCUUAUAACAUUAUCUUUGUUGAAAAUCCAACACUAAUCCUUUUAUUCAAUAUGGCAAACCGUCUUUCUCUGAGAAAAAGAUCCUGCCUUUGCACACCUGAUAGAAGACCAUGGCGAUUUAAAUUUAGUUCAGGGUUCCUGUGUCCUUUUUUCCCCUGACCUUCUCGCUACAUGCCUGGACAACUUGUACAUUGUCAGAUUGUUAAGAGGGGAGAGGGAAUUGCUGCUGCAGACCACUGAGUCUCUGAUGUAGCCAGGAUUUCACUACAGGACCAAACAGGACAGAAGCGAAAACCCACCUGACCUUUUACAGCCUGAUUUAUUUCAUGUUUCCUACUGUUUUUCUUUGAAGGUUCAUUUUAAAACACUGUUUUCUGGGUGAUGUGUUAAAGUCCUGUUCAGAUCAGUAGUGCAAUCAGGGCUGUUCAAUCAUGGGACUUUAUUGUGAAGGACUGUUGUGACUGUUUAAUACAAACACUGUACUUGACACACACUUGUGUUGAGGGCUGAAUACACAUAGCAACAUUGUGGGCUGUAUUGAAACACUGUAUAAGUAUUUUUGUUGUACUACUAAAGUACCUUAUAUCUUAGAAGUGUCUCCUUUGUUUUACAAAAUAACUUGAUUCCUUUCGGUUAAACAUUAGAUAAAAAAGUGGAUUUUUAAACAUACCACACAAAGAAGAUGAUGUUAGUGAUUUGAAAUCCCUGCUGAUAUGAUACCUAGUUCUUCAGUACUUUUUCCGGAAAUAAGAAACUUUGCCAAUUAUAUUGAGAGAAACUUAACUGAGCAAUUGAGCCUCUUUUUAGCUGGGUUUUUAGCUGUUGUUUUUGGUGUUGUGUCCCAAUUAUUGUAACCAUUCAUUUGAGCUUUAAACAAUUAACAAUUGUUUUACAUUUGACCACAGAACUGGACUUAAAUGAUCUCUCUGGGAAAUUGGACAAUUGAACGUAUUGCCCACAGUGUUGCUAACUGUAUCCCUUUGAGUACAUUUUUUUUUUUUUUGUGUUUUUCUUUUGCUCAUUAGAGUACAUUGUACCUUUCCAUUGCACAUGUAAAGUAUGUUUUUAGUACAUCAAUAAAAACAAUAGGUUGAGUCUUAAUGACACAUUACAUUGACUUGUUAUAGAUUGCAUAUUUUUAUCACUGUGUACAAGAUAUUCCUCUAUACAAAUCAUUUUACAGUGGAAAAAUCCAGUUCAUGUUGUCAAACACAUUUCCUUUUGUAUUCAAUACUUUUCCACAGUUUGUGGAGUAAGGUAAGGGUAAAUGUGCUGCCACUUUUUGUUGUAAUAUCAAAAUACUUUUUUAUUUAAGUGGUGAACUUUAAGACCAGAGUUCAUAUUGUUUUAAAAGGGCAUAGGUUUUUAAUGUCAGUGGCCAUGAUCGGCCAUUUACACCAUGUUGUGUACAUGUGUGGAUUUUCAUGUGUAGGAAAGUGUACAUUUUGUAUCUCAUAAAAAAUAUCCAAUAUUUUUUUCUACUGACAUUGCAACUGUAAAAGUGUAUUUAGGUAUUUAACAAACUGUACAAUUAAACUGGAAUUGUAUGAUAUUUUUGCUGAAAUUGUCAAAUAAAAGCUUUCUAUAUUUGGAUGAAAA